AUGAAGAUUCUGCUGCUGAGUCUUGUCUUUGGUCUGGUUUGUGCUGACCAGGAACCUCCAUCUGAGGAAGCUCUCUCAAAGAUUACAGGAGAAUGGCACACAAUUUACAUAGCAUCCGAUAACGUGGACAAGACACAUGGAAAUGGCCCAUUAAGGGGUCAUAUCCAUAGGACUGAAGGCAGCAACAACUGCGAAACAACCUACAUUACUUUUUAUACAAAGAUUAAUGGGCUAUGCCAAGGACACACAGCAAUGGGAACAAGAAGAGAAAAAGAUAAUUACGGAACGGAUUGUGAGUCCGUGACCUUUUCAGAUGGGGGCAUCUUCUCAAAACCACAGAACGUGUUCAAAGUCUCGGGUAGAAAUUAUUUCCAACUGAUUAUUCUAUCAAAGAACAUGUUGGUAAUCUAUGCUGAAAGCAUCGAUGAAGACAAGACCACACACCUGACUGAAGUCGUCGGGUUCGAAAGGACAUCUCUCCUGCCUUAUUUGCUAUGGAAUCCCGCCAAAGGGCAUAGUCUCAGUGAAGAAGAAUUCAACAAGUUCGAGGAACUGAGCAAGGACAAACGUGUCCCUACGGAAAAUACAGAAGAUGUCAUCGCAACAGAGUAUGAUGAUCAGUCAUCAAAGAUGAGAAAGAAGCUAAAAUCUGAUGAGGUUAGGCCACAGGGAGAGAAUAGUUAA
This is a messenger RNA of Physeter macrocephalus (sperm whale), 684 nucleotides long. RefSeq names its product allergen Bos d 2-like. The coding region runs from base 1 to 684 and encodes 227 amino acids. NCBI's taxonomy places the organism in Eukaryota, Metazoa, Chordata, Mammalia, Artiodactyla, Physeteridae. Gene Ontology annotation, molecular function: odorant binding; small molecule binding. The transcript has 6 exons. The record is from RefSeq and is a predicted model, not a curated record.